AUGCGCCGCGCGGUGACGUCCGAGGUGCCCGCGCUCGCGACGGCGGCGGAGUACUUCUUCAAGGUGGGCGCGGAGGGAAAACGCAUGCGGCCGACCGUUUUGCUUCUGAUGGCGUCCGCGCUCACGAACGAGCCCGGGGACGUGAGGCGACGGCAGCAGCGGUUGGCGGAGAUCACGGAGCUGAUUCACGUCGCGUCGCUGCUGCACGACGACGUUUUGGACCACGCGGCGACGCGACGGGGGUUGCGGGCGCUGAACUUGGAGGUUGGGAACAAGCUCGCCAUCUUAGCCGGGGAUUUUCUUCUCGCGAGGGCGUCCGUCACGCUCGCGAGCUUGCGAAACACGGAGGUGAUCGCGCUGUUGUCGCGCGUUUUGGAGCACCUCGUCACCGGCGAAGUGAUGCAGAUGACUGCGAAAGCGGACCGUCUGACGUCGUUCGAUCAUUACUUUCAGAAGACGUACUUUAAGACGGCCUCGUUGAUCGCGAACAGCGCGAAGGCCAUCGUGUUGCUCGGAGGGCACGACGUGACGACGGCGGAGAGCGCAUAUCAGUACGGCCGGCACUUAGGCCUGGCGUUUCAGUUCCAAGACGACGUCUUGGACUUCACCGGGACCGGGAGCGUGCUCGGGAAGCCGACGCUGGGGGAUUUGAGAGAGGGGAUCGCGACCGCGCCGGUGUUGUUCGCCGCGGAGGAGCACGAAGGGUUGGGCGCGUUGAUCGAGCGAAGGUUCAAAAACGUCGGGGACGUGGAGACCGCGCACGACUGGGUGAAACGCAGUAAAGGGAUCGAGCGCACGAAGGCGCUCGCGAGGGAGCACAGCGCGGAGGCGGUGAGGGCGAUCGAGUCGCUGCCGCCGAUAGACUGCCCGCACGCGAUGCGGUGCCGGAAAGGGCUGAAGGAGCUCGCGUACAUGGCGGUCAAUCGCAUCAAGUGA
Messenger RNA from Micromonas pusilla CCMP1545, 936 nucleotides. RefSeq lists its product as uncharacterized. The record is from RefSeq and is a predicted model, not a curated record. The transcript has 2 exons. Bases 1 to 936 code for a protein of 311 amino acids. Gene Ontology annotation, molecular function: prenyltransferase activity. Gene Ontology annotation, cellular component: transferase complex. Lineage: Eukaryota; Viridiplantae; Chlorophyta; Mamiellophyceae; Mamiellales; Mamiellaceae. Gene Ontology annotation, biological process: ubiquinone biosynthetic process; isoprenoid biosynthetic process.